CAAAAAAAAAAAUAAAAAAAUAAUCCGCUGCAAAUUAUAAUGCUUGAAUACUUUGGCUAUGGCGGUGUUUAUGUUUAAUGAUCAAAAAGCUCUGUUUUUUAUGCAAGCGUGGCUGAAGAACAGAGAAAAGGGUUUUUAUUAUCUGACCCAAAGGACCCAGUUUCAAUUCAGCUUUUGUUGUUAGAAAUUGAGGAAAAAGAUUCAAAAUUUGUUCAUAAAGUGGUGGCACAUAUUCUGUAAUAUGGGUAUCUUUCUUCUGACUCUUUUAGCUCGAUUAUUAGCUUAAAUCUGGUUUAGGGUUUUUGGAGUUUGCACGGAUAAAUCAUGAUCCUUUUUGUCUUCCGUUGACUGAUACUGUUCCUUUUCUGAAUCUAGUGAUUUGGGUUUCUCUUGUUCUUCAUUGAAUCAUUGUUCUUCAAGGUGGAUGUAUCACUAAAAAACGAAGUUGAAUGUGUUUGUGUGGUGGUUGGUUUGUAGUGGUUUUGAUCUUGGAGGUUUUUUGAUUAGUGGUGUUCAUCAAGUUUUAGAAUUGAAGAUGGAUUUAAGUGAGAAAGAUGAGUUUUCAGCAGAGAAGAGGAAUCCUGAUAACUAUGAUUCGGUUAAUAAUCCGUCUGGAGAUUGGCGAGUUUCGGGUUCUAACCCGAUUGAUUCAUAUCCUUCAGAGAAUCUGAUAUCAGCUGGUCCUGCGUCUUGUUCUCCAUCUCAGAUGAUGGAUUCAUUUGGGCAAACUCUUUGGUAUGAUCCCACUAGUGUUCAGGCUAUGGGUUAUGGCGGUUUUAGUGUCCAGAACAAUGGUGGUAAUGCUUCGUCUUCUUCGUUUAGGGGUAAUAUUGAUAGAUCUCUUGAAAUGGGUUGGAACUUGCCUAAUUUGUUGCCUCCUAAAGGCAAUGGUCUUUUCCUGCCGAAUGCGAGUACUUUCCUUCCUCCGAGUAUGGCUCAGUUCCCGGCUGAUUCAGGGUUCAUAGAGCGUGCUGCGAGGUUUUCGCUUUUUAGUGGUGGGAAUUUUAGUGAUAUGGUGAAUCAACCACUUGGGAAUCCUGAGUCGAUUGGUUUGUUUCUUCAAGGUGGUGGAACAAUGCAAGGGCAGUGUCAAUGUGAUGAACUUAAUGUUGGUGAACCUCACAAUGAUGUAUCUACAGCAGUGAAAGACCCAACUGUUAGAUCUUGUGAACAAGCUAAACCGAAUGUUCCUGGAUCGGGCAAUGUAUCCGAGGAUACUCAGUCUAGUGGUGGUAACGGUCGGAAAGGUAGAGAAACUUCUUCCAACACAAAGAAGAGGAAAAGAAAUGGGCAGAAUUCUGAAGCAGCUCAGUCACACAGAUCUCAGCAAUCUGAGGAAGAACCAGACAAUAAUGGUGAUAAAAAGCGGAAUAGUGAGCAAAGUCCAAAUUCACCUGGAAACAAGACAAACAGUGGGAAACGACAAGGCAAACAAAGUUCUGAUCUUCCAAAAGAUGGAUAUAUUCAUGUGCGGGCACGAAGAGGCCAGGCUACAAAUAGCCAUAGUCUUGCAGAAAGAGUUAGGAGAGAAAAAAUUAGUGAAAGGAUGAAGUUUCUUCAAGAUCUUGUACCGGGUUGCAACAAGGUGACUGGGAAGGCAGUUAUGCUUGACGAAAUCAUAAACUACGUACAAUCACUACAACGCCAAGUUGAGUUUUUAUCGAUGAAACUUGCAACUGUGAACCCACAAAUGGACUUUAACCUUGAAGGUCUUCUUGCAAAAGAUGCACUUCAACUACGAGCUGGUUCUUCAUCUACUACAACACCAUUCACCCCAAAUAUGGCAAUGGCUUAUCCUCCUCUACCACAUGGAUUCAUGCAACAAACCCUUUCCAGCAUCGGAAGGACCAUUAGCUCUCCAUUGUCUUCUAUGAAUGGUGGAUUCAAGCGACAGGAAACAAAUGGAUGGGAGGGUGAUUUGCAAAAUGUGAUCCACAUUAACUAUGGAGCUGGUGAUGUCACACCUGACCCUCAAGCAGCAGCUACAGCAUCUCUCCCAGCUGCAAAUAUGAAGGUUGAGCCAUGAUAUUUCUUCUUGUUAGAUAGAAUAUUAAAUUAUUGUAAUCUUUUUUUUUUUUUCUUUUUAAAAGUUACUAUAUGUACUAUAUUAUAAUGAUGUUACUAUUAACGAAUACGAUACUACGACUACUACUACUAAGCCUUUGAGAUUAGUGGAAGAAGAGUAUAAAUUGUGAACACCAACAUUGCAAAAUAGUUUUGUAUAAGUCAUAACAUUUUUAGUUUGUUCUGCUAUCUCAA
This is a messenger RNA of Arabidopsis lyrata subsp. lyrata, 2259 nucleotides long. RefSeq names its product transcription factor bHLH49. Gene Ontology annotation, biological process: regulation of DNA-templated transcription. NCBI's taxonomy places the organism in Eukaryota, Viridiplantae, Streptophyta, Magnoliopsida, Brassicales, Brassicaceae. Gene Ontology annotation, cellular component: nucleus. Gene Ontology annotation, molecular function: protein dimerization activity; DNA-binding transcription factor activity. The transcript is spliced from 9 exons. The coding region runs from base 536 to 2026 and encodes 496 amino acids. The record is from RefSeq and is a predicted model, not a curated record.